AUGGCCUCCGAACAAUUGCGCAUUCUCAUUGUUGGCAAUGGUGGCCGUGAGCAUGCUUUCGCCUGGAAGCUGAGCGAGUCCCCCUUGGUCGACAUCAUCUAUGUUGCUCCCGGAAACGGUGGCACAGGCCGGGGCAACAGCAAGAUCACCAAUGCCAAUAUCAAGGGUGACGAUUACCCCGGCCUCGUGGCAUUCGCACAGAAGAACCAGGUGAACCUCGUGGUGCCAGGCCCCGAAGCACCUCUCGUUGAUGGCAUCCAGGGUUAUUUCCAGGCUGUCGGAAUUCGAUGCUUCGGUCCGUCCAAGGCUGCUGCCCGCAUGGAGGGCUCCAAGACCUUCUCCAAGGACUUCAUGCAGCGUCACCAGAUCCCCACCGCUGAAUUCGGCAACUUCUCUGACUACGAGUCCGCACGUCAAUACCUUGACUCUGUAUCGCACAAUGUGGUCAUCAAGGCCGAUGGCCUGGCUGGUGGUAAGGGUGUCAUCAUGCCCACUACCAAAGAGGAGGCCCACAAGGCCUUGAAGGAAAUGAUGGUGGACCACCAGUUCGGCAAGGCUGGUGACGAGGUCGUGAUCGAGGAGUGCUUGGAGGGUGAUGAGCUGAGUAUCCUCACUUUCAGUGACGGUUAUACCAUCCGCUCGCUUCCUCCAGCGCAAGACCACAAGCGCAUCUUCGAUGGCGACCAAGGCCCCAACACCGGUGGCAUGGGCUGCUACGCGCCUACCCGCAUUGCGCCGAAGGAGGUUGUGGAUGAGAUUGACCGGACCAUCAUUCAGCCUUCCGUUGACGGAAUGCGAAAGGACGGCUUCCCCUUUGUUGGUAUCUUGUUCACUGGUCUCAUGAUGACCAAGAAUGGACCCAAGGUCCUUGAGUACAAUGUCCGCGGUGGAGACCCAGAGACCCAGACUCUGCUGCCCCUGCUCAGCAAGGACACCGAUCUUGCACAGAUAAUGGUGGCCUGUGCUGACCACUGGCUGGACGGUGUCUCAAUCAAGAUCGAGCCCAAAUUCUCCACCACCGUCAUUGCUGUUGCUGGCGGCUACCCCAACGCCUAUGCCAAGGGCAAGACCAUCACUCUGGCCCCCGAGCCUGCUGGAACCCUCAUCUUCCACGCUGGUACAACUUUGUCCGGCAACGAGUUGCAAACCUCUGGAGGCCGCGUAAUCGCCUCCACGGCCACCGCCUCAACCCUUGAGGAGGCCGUUGCUAAGAGUUACGAAGGAAUCAAGACCAUCAGCUUUGAGGACAUGUUCUACCGCAAGGACAUUGCCCACCGCGCGUUCCGCCAGACCGCCAGCACCUCGCUCACCUACGCCCAAGCCGGUGUCUCCAUCGACGCCGGCAACGAGCUCGUCAACCAGAUCAAGAGCUCUGUCCGCCGUACCAAGCGCCCCGGCACUGACGCCGUCAUCGGUGGCUUCGGUGGUCUCUUCUCCCUGCCCGCUGCCAACUCCGCGUACCACCCUCACUCCCCAACCCUAAUUGGAGCCAUUGAUGGUGUCGGCACCAAGCUCAAGAUCGCCCACUCAAUCGGCAUCCAUGACACCGUCGGUAUCGAUCUUGUCGCCAUGAACGUCAACGAUCUCGUCGUCCAAGGUGCCGAGCCCCUCUUCUUCCUGGACUGCUACUCCUGCGGUCACCUUGACGUGCCCACCGCUGCAGCCUUCGUUCAUGGUGUUGCCGAGGGCUGUGUCCAAGCUGGCUGUGCCCUGAUCGGCGGUGAGACCGCCGAGAUGCCCGGCCUCUUCGUCGACGACUCCUACGAUGCCGUCGGUGCCGCCGUCGGCGCUAUUAACACCACGGGUGACAACGCUCGUGCCAUCCUCCCGCACACAGAAAACAUGCGCGCUGGCGAUGUUCUUCUCGCGCUCGGCUCGUCCGGCCCCCACUCGAACGGCUACUCUCUCGUCCGUAAGAUCGUCGAGCGUGCCGGCCUGAGCUACACCGACCCCGCACCUUUCUCCAUGCCCGGUCUCGACGCCGGCGUCUCCGUCGGCCGUGCCCUCCUCACCCCGACCCGCAUCUACGUCAAGUCCAUCCUCAGCGCACUGAACACCCACGGUGCUGCCAUCAAGGGUCUUGCUCACAUCACCGGCGGUGGUCUCACUGAGAACAUCCCCCGCAUGCUCCCCGACUCCCUCACUGCUCAGGUUGACGUCAGCACCUGGGCCCAGCCUUCUGUCUUCACUUGGCUCCAGCGUGCCGGUAACGUCUCCUCUGUUGAGAUGGCUCGUGCCUUCAACUGUGGUGUUGGUAUGAUCAUUGCCGUCGACCCCGCCUCCGAGGCCGCUAUCCGUCAGACCUUCGAGGCUGCUGGUGAGUCUGUUUACCGCGUUGGUGAGCUGCGUGCUCGGGGCGAGGGCGAAGAGGGCUGUGUCCUGUCUGGACUUGAGUCUUGGUCUUCGUAA
Messenger RNA from Penicillium robsamsonii, 2409 nucleotides. RefSeq names its product bifunctional aminoimidazole ribotide synthase/glycinamide ribotide synthase (gene ade1). Gene Ontology annotation, molecular function: phosphoribosylformylglycinamidine cyclo-ligase activity; ATP binding; phosphoribosylamine-glycine ligase activity. Bases 1 to 2409 code for a protein of 802 amino acids. The transcript has 3 exons. The record is from RefSeq and is a predicted model, not a curated record. Gene Ontology annotation, biological process: adenine biosynthetic process; 'de novo' IMP biosynthetic process. Lineage: Eukaryota; Fungi; Ascomycota; Eurotiomycetes; Eurotiales; Aspergillaceae. Gene Ontology annotation, cellular component: cytosol.